AUGUCAGAAUCUCAUAAUCUCAAAAUAUCAGAAUCUCACAAUCUCAAAAUAUUAGAAUAUCAGAAUCUCAGAAUCUCAGAAUCUCAGAAUCUCAGAAUCGCAGAAUCUCAGAAUCUCAGAAUCGCAGAAUCGCAGAAUCUCAGAAUCUCAGAAUCUCAGAAUUUCAGAAUCUCAGAAUUUCAGAUUUCCAGAUUUCCAGAUUUCCAGAAUAAUAUCAGAAUCUCAGAAUCUCAGAAUCUCAGAAUCUCAGAAUCGCAGAAUCUCAGAAUCUCAGAAUCUCAGAAUCUCAGAAUCUCAGAAUCUCAGAAUCUCAGAAUCUCAGAAUCUCAGAAUCUCAGAUUUCCAGAAUCUCAGAAUCUCAGAAUGUCAGAAUCUCAGAAUCUCAGAAUAUCAGAAUCUCACAAUCUCAAAAUAUUAGAAUAUCAGAAUCUCAGAAUCUCAGAAUCUCAGAAUCUCAGAAUCGCAGAAUCUCAGAAUCUCAGAAUCUCAGAAUCUCAGAAUCUCAGAAUCUCAGAAUCUCAGAAUCUCAGAAUCUCAGAAUCUCAGAAUCUCAGAAUCUCAGAAUCUCAGAAUCUCAGAAUCUCAGAAUCUCAGAAUCUCAGAAUCUCAGAAUCUCAGAAUCUCAGAAUUUCAGAAUCUCAGAAUCUCAGAAUCUCAGAAUCUCAGAAUCUCAGAAUCUCAGAAUCUCAGAAUCUCAGAAUCUCAGAAUCUCAGAAUUUCAGAAUCUCAGAAUUUCAGAUUUUCAGAUUUCCAGAUUUCCAGAAUCUCAGAAUCUCAGAAUCUCAGAAUCUCAGAAUCUCAGAAUCUCAGAAUCUCAGAAUCUCAGAAUAUCAGAAUCUCAGUGUUUCAGAAUCUCAGAAUCCCAGAAUUUCAGAAUCUCGGAAUCUCAGAAUCUCAGAAUCUCGAAAUCCCAGAAUCUGA
This is a messenger RNA of Caenorhabditis briggsae, 921 nucleotides long. The record is from RefSeq and is a predicted model, not a curated record. The transcript is spliced from 2 exons. Lineage: Eukaryota; Metazoa; Nematoda; Chromadorea; Rhabditida; Rhabditidae. The coding region runs from base 1 to 921 and encodes 306 amino acids.